UUAGGCGUGGUAGGACCAUCGUUAGGAAGGAGCAGCUCCGAGUCCUGUUCAUUGACUUACAUUUCAGCAGGGAGCAGCAUAGAUCCACUGCUUCUGCCAUUUGGAUGCAAUGAAAUCGAAGAAAUCCGCCUUCGCCAACACAUCCACCGGUUACGGCAGGCACAAACACAGUGGAAAAGGUCACUCCCACGGACAAGGACACUCCUCCAACAAGGACAAGGCCGAGAGCAAGACCAAACAACGCGAUCAAAAGGAUCAAAAUGACCAGAAGGAGGAGGACAAGGACUUAAAUUCCGGUUUCGGCGACUAUCUUCGCACGCCGGAGGCAUUUGAGAUGAUGAAACUGUUUGUAUUUGCCAAUACCAUAAUGCUAAUUGUGACAAUGGCCUGGCCGCAUAUCAAGGAACAGUUCUACAUGAUUAAUCAGUGGCUGGAAAGCUUCCGUGAGGCACAGCAGUAGUAAAAAAAAGAAAAGGACUUUAAGUUAAGGGACUUAAAAUGGUGGGUCCAUUCGUGC
This is a messenger RNA of Drosophila bipectinata, 517 nucleotides long. It is a transcript of the gene Xport-A, whose product is annotated as exit protein of rhodopsin and TRP A. The record is from RefSeq and is a predicted model, not a curated record. NCBI's taxonomy places the organism in Eukaryota, Metazoa, Arthropoda, Insecta, Diptera, Drosophilidae.